Messenger RNA from Daldinia caldariorum, 2956 nucleotides. RefSeq lists its product as uncharacterized. Lineage: Eukaryota; Fungi; Ascomycota; Sordariomycetes; Xylariales; Hypoxylaceae. The record is from RefSeq and is a predicted model, not a curated record. The transcript is spliced from 4 exons. The coding region runs from base 296 to 2833 and encodes 845 amino acids.
CUGCUUCGUAUCGAAAUAAAAACAAAUCAGGUUACGGUGCUUGAUUGCCUAGGAGCCUAGGAGUCCAGUACAUUACUCCAAAUUUUCCAUUCCUGGCAUUAUCAACGAAAACAAAAUUAAUCAAUCUCCUGAACUCAACCAACUACAUACCUAACCUUCCCAUCAAACUGCUUAUCCAUCUUCACGAAUUAGCAACACUUCGCCUUGGCAUGAUAGCGCAGAAGAUUUUAUUACCAUAUCGCAUGUCGCAUCUCACAUCCAUUCGCUCUAGACUUUCCUCCUAGAGCUGCCCAUCAUGCCGAAGUGGGACAAAACUCGCGACUAUUACGCGGAUCUUGAACUGUCCGCGAGUGCUUCGACCGAAGAAAUCAAAAAGCAAUUCAAGAGACUGGCGCUUAAGUACCACCCAGACCGCAAUCCGGGCCGAGAAGCUGAAGUGAAUCCGAAAUUCCAAACUAUCCAGUCUGCUCACGAAAUACUCAGCGACGAGACAUUGAGAAGACAAUAUGACGAUGCUCGUAGGACAUAUUCCAUACGCAAUCCCAGAGCAUCUGGAGUUCGAGGCAAUCCAUGGCAGGAUAUUGCCAAACAGUAUCCGCCGCCACCGACGCGAAACACAACGCAGAGGUCUCCUACCCGACCGCAAUCCGGAGCUCAGCGCUAUACUAGCUUCACUGCGAACAUGCCUCGAACACCUAGAGCUAAUCCUCGUGAUGACCCUCAAUCUCGCAAGAGCUAUGCUGACGCAUGGGAAAAUAUGAGGCCAAGCGCCUCCCGAAGACCGCCUCCCCCGACCCCAGGUCGAGCACCAACGUCAGCAACGCGGGACACAAAAACAUCGGGCUCGGAACAUGUUCCGCCUAAGACUGCAUAUCAGCAGCAGAAGGCUCAAGCCUCGUUUGGGAAUAGGCGGACAGGCUUUGUACCGCGUUCUCCUGGGCAAGCCGAUGAGCCUCCCGUCCCCAGCAAGAAUUACUUCACAACUCGAACACAUUCAAGCAUGUUCACCGAAACAUCAGCGUUCACCGAAGCAUCAGCUGAUACCACAUCGGCUGAAACCGGCACGUCCACAAGGCCAGAUCCACUCGCUCAAUUCAGAGAGAAGGUUUGGGACGAGCGGCAAAGCAUGCCUUAUCAUUCUCCUGGUGGGGAGAAGACAAGUCUGUUUGACGAUGUUCUAGGAAUAGGGCGAACUGCAAGCACACGAUCACCCCGGAAAGCAGAAAUGCCUGGAGCCUUCCCCCAGCCGCGCCCCCGAAGUUCUAGCACGCCGCGAAGUUCCAGUAACGAUGGAGGUUCCGAAGAUUCAAGCAAGUUCGACAAUAGUACCAAGCCGUCCACUAAUCAGCAGAUGCCCAACGAUAAUAGCACCUGUCAGCCGCGAUUUAACGACGGACCUAAGCAAACGGCCGAAGCAAACGGUAUCUACCCGCCACCUCGACCAGGAACUGCCAAGAACCCACCAACAACGGAUGCUACUAAACCAGGUCCCAGCUCUACUCAGACUACCAACGGUCCUUCAGUCUUUACUUUUGCGACCGGAAACGGCAUUCAUAGCCAGGGUACCGGACUCUCCAGCAACAGCGCCGACAAUAUCAAUACUAGGUUUGUUGAUGAUGAGCUACCCGAAGACUGGAAGUUCAGCGCUGGUACAGCCUCAGCGAGCGAUUCGCAGACCCCCACCAGGGUGCAGCCCCAUUCACGCAGCCGUAUAAGCCGUCGUCAUAUACCGAGGCCUAGAUACACAGAGACGGAUAGUAUACCACCAGCGCAGAGUGGUGUAGGAAAUGGUGCAGGACAUGGGUUCUUUGCUGGUGAAUGGAGUGACAAGAUAGGAUCCCAGCAUUUCGAGCCACAACCGCCACGCAGUACUUCUAGUUCUCCAUCUCGCCGCGCAAACCUGAAGAAACCUAAACCGGUCAAAAUGACGGCAGGCACAGCUGGAUUAGUAGAUGAGGAAGAGAGCGAGGGAUGGCAGGAAGUCCACCAAUCAUCUACCGAAUCUGCGCAAGCCAACAUGGAUACUGCAACCGCUAUGGAUAUCGACUCACCUCCAUCGGAAAAGGCCAACGAUACGCCAAAGGUGUCCCAGAUGAAUGGCGCACGAAAUAUUCCUGUCGAACCCCAUAGAGAAGAGUGGAGAGCAGGUGACGUUAAUGGGGUGCGAACCAAGUCCGCGAGCCCAACGCGAGAUAGAGACUGGGCAAAGGGAAAUUCCACCCAAACUGCUGCGCCUGAGACGGCUUCUAUUCCCACGACGAACCCCUUUGUUCCCCAGCAUGGCGGCUCGGAAGAUACCGACGAGUUUCUUACCACAUUCUCUGACUUGAAAAAGGUAGAGCCAUUUGUCGAUCCAGCUCCCAAGGGGCUUGGAGACUUUGGCGAUCUGAAGACUACGCUGCCAUUCCAGAGCAUGCCUUCGGAGCAGAUCCCUCUCGGGAAGGAACAUUUGCCCAAGCCUACAACACUUGAGUUCCCAGCUCCGCCAGUCGCUCCACGGCUACCCCAGGCAGUGCUUACGGCGGGGGUCCGUCCUAACCAAGUACAAUUCAGUAAAUACGCGCAGGACUUUUAUCAGUAUAUGGACAAGUGGGAAAGUUUCAAUGCUAGAAUCAUGGCUCAUUUCUCUACCCGUCAAGAGUAUUUCAAGAUCCGUCGCCAACAACGAGGAGCAGCAUGGCUUGAUACAUCUUUGGGGGGCAACGAUGCUGCACGCGAAUAUCUGACAGAGCUGGAGCAAGAUCAGGCUGUCCGUCAGCAAUGGCUCAGUGCACACGCAGGUCACCAGGCCAAGAUCCGCGAAUUCAUGAUGUUCAGAGAUCAGGUAAAAUAGUGUGACCGGUCUCGCAUCUAUCAGAAUAGCAAUUUUGCCGAUCUUGGUCAAUCCCGCACCAGUGCUGCGCCAUUUCGCCCCAUCUUCUUAUAUUCCGGCAGGACACCCCCUUAUUAACGACCC